Messenger RNA from Peronospora belbahrii, 477 nucleotides. The record is from the annotation of a GenBank genome assembly. Lineage: Eukaryota; Oomycota; Peronosporomycetes; Peronosporales; Peronosporaceae.
AUGAAACAAUUCAAAUGGUUUGAUUAUAUUCAAGAUGAAGAAGAUUCGGGAAAGUAUCAGCUACAGCGGGUGGAAGAAUCAAUCAAGUACGUUGCAAACUUUGUAGAAACGGCAGGACCUUUUGAUGGUAUUUUUGGAUUUAGUCAAGGUGGUACUAUGGCUUCACUCAUUCUGCAGAGACAAGUAAAGGGUCUUGACUUGUCCUUUGCUUUUCGGUUCGCCUUUUUCAUAUCAGCUGGAGCUUGUGACGACCCAAAAUAUGCAAGUGAUGUGAGAGUGGAUUUGCCAUCGCUGCACGUUAUUGGCGAGACGGACGCCGUGGUGGAAAACGACAAAAGUCUUGCACUUAAAGAUCUUUUCAUCGAGGCCAAAGUGCUGAUGCAUGCUGGGGGUCACUAUAUCCCCACGAACAAAGAGCCUAAAGACAUGUUCCGAGCUUUCUUCAAAGAGCUCGAUGAAGAUGGCCUGAGAAAGUAG